This is a messenger RNA of Rotaria sp. Silwood2, 2871 nucleotides long. The record is from the annotation of a GenBank genome assembly. Lineage: Eukaryota; Metazoa; Rotifera; Eurotatoria; Philodinida; Philodinidae.
AUGGAUGAAACAACUAUAGCACAGUUAAUUGAAGAACGAAGAAAUGCUCGCCAAAGAAAUCCAACAGAUCAAGUAGCGAACAGAACUGAUAUUACUAUACAACAUAUGCAAACAACAAUUUCAGAUAUAUUAAUAAGACAUGAGCAACCAUUAGAUACAAAUAUAAAUGAAAGUAGAAUAACGACGACUGCAAUAAAAAAAUCGAAUAAACGUAAAACAGAUGCUAUACCAAAGGAGAAAAUCUAUAAUGUUCCUAAAUCAUCAAGUCAAUUAUCAUUUGUUCAAUCAUCUACAAAGAAGAUGAAGAAGAAGAAUAAGAAACAUAAGAAGAUGAAAAAGAAGAAAAGACGACGAAGAACAAUGAAGAACAUUAUCAAAAGUAAAAAUCAUCGACAAUCAGCUUAUUUAAAGGUAUCCUGGAACAUGCUAAUGAACACUUUAAAAAUAAAACUAAAACAUCCUCUUAAAAAAAGAAAUGAACAAAAAUUCGUCUAUACACGAUUACAUCUGUUCAAUGAAGAAUUUACUUUAGAUCUUGAUCGAUAUUUAUGGCAAUCCUAUUUGGAUAUUGGAUCACAACAACAACCACAAAUCUGGCCAAGUGAAGUUUGUAAAAUGGCCAAAACCAAUGAAUCUGAUUUAUGUAAGCAAUAUAUCGUUGAAUCUUUGAAUGAUAUUAAAAUUAAUCUUGAUCUAUGUUGUGCUAAAUUAAAUACACAAGCUCAAUCAUGGAUAUCAACACUUCCUCCACGAGAAAUACUCGAUGAUGAUCUUAAAAGAUUUGUUCACCUGCAAAACAAACAUUUGUCCAGAACAAUAGAUAAGCAAUUAAUACAAUAUAAAAAUAUUGUAGAGGAAAAAAAAGUAUUACAACAAAUAUCACUCUAUCUAACAGCGAACGAUCAGAUACUCGUGAAUGAAUUAAUCAAUUUACAACAAAUACAAACACAACUCAUGGAAGAAUUCGUCAUGCUAGAACAACGAAUAUUAUGCAAAUUAUUACCUUGUAACUUCGAUUCCCUAGACCGUUUAAUUCAAUCUCGUGUUUACACACCUUUAAUGCAUGAUAUAAGUUAUAUUGAAUUCAAAAAUCAAAGUGAUAGAAUUAUACAACAAGUCAAACGUACAUGGUUAAAUAUUUACUGUAAGGCUUAUGAAAUGAAAAUUCAAGAAUAUGAAGAACAAUACAAAGAAAAUCUACAUUUGUUUCAACUACGAUUUGAAUGCAAAAAUAAUGUCGAUCGAAUAUUUCGUCUCGAUUCAAUCAAAAUUUAUCUAAAUAAUCGAAAACAAAGAAUGAUUAAAGAGAUCUUUAUCAAUAUGUCAGCUUAUCGAAGAAAAUUACUAAAUUAUCGUAAACGUUUAUCCAAAGCAAAGAAAACUGUAGACGUAUCUCCGCAACCAAUUUUCUAUCUAUUAUAUAAUCCUUUCAAUGAUCAGGAACGUGAUUAUCUUUGUAAAGGUCCGAAUUAUAUAAGAAUAAAUCAAAGUGCUCUUAGAUCUUAUAAGAAACGAAAACAGUUAACGAAGAAAGAACAUGAUAAAAUUAUUAACAAAGUGAAAGAUUACCUUGCUAUACAUUAUCAUAUAGAUCGGACAGUACCAAUUUAUGAUAUUUACUCAGAAAAUCUUCAACUUUGUCUUGAUCUUCGUUACAUGACUCCCUUAUCGAUGUCUGAUAGAAUUCGUGCUCAACGCGAAAAAAAUAUUGUCAAAUCGAUUCAUCGCAAAUUGAAAAAAUAUAAAUAUCUUAUUCGUGUAACCGAUAAAAGUGGUGUAUUUUGUGUUCUUCGUACUCAAGAUCAUGAACAGAAGGCAAUUGAAUAUCGUGAAAAAACGAAAGCUUAUAAAGAAUUAUCUUCGAAUCCAUUUGAAGCAACAUUAAAUAAAGUUAUUCGAUUACUCAAUGAUCUACAUGCGAAAAAGGGAAAAGUUAGAGCUUGGCAAUAUAAGGAAAUGUGGCCCAAUGUAAAGACAUGUAAAUUAGCGUAUAUGUAUUUUAAUCCUAAAACACAUAAGGAUGGUACACCAUUUCGACCAAUCAUGCAUACUAUUGAUUCACCUACUACAAAUAUUUCACGCCUUUUAGAUCGAUUAAUACGACCAAUAUUUAACGAGAAAGUCGCAGAUACGAGUAUUAUUGACGGUGCACAUCUUAUUAAACGUCUUCGCCAAUAUGCUAAUUAUGGUCAUUUAAAACCAACCACUUUAUUCUGCACUUUUGAUAUUAACAAUUUAUAUACAAUGUUACCACAACAACAAUCACUUGAUAUUCUUGUAGAAUUUCUUCAAACUUUUCAAAAGUCACACGUACAAGGAAUGGAUCUUCCAACUAUUCGUGAAUUAGCUCGUAUAGUAAUUGAAGAGAAUGUUUUUGUCUAUCGUAACAAAUACUAUCAACAGAUUAUUGGUGGUGCUAUGGGAUCACCAUUUACAUUAACAUUAGCAAAUAUUUUUAUGUGGAAAUGGGAAAAAGAAUCAAUUUGCAAAGAAUUACCAUCAUUUGAAAUUUAUGGCCGAUAUAUUGAUGAUAUUUUCUUUACAUGGAAUGACUCACAAGAAAAACUUGAAGAAUUGUUAAACAAAUUGAAUUGUCAUCACCCAAAUAUUAAACUAGAGUAUAAAAUUGGUCAAUGUCUUCCGUUUCUUGAUGUUAUUCUAAGUAACAAUAAUGGUAUUCUUUCAACGUCUGUCUAUCAUAAAGCAGCUGCUGAACCUUAUGUGCUGCCAUUUGCAUCUGAUCAUCCUCAUCAUAUAUUUCGAAAUAUUAUUCGAGCUGCUCUCGUACGUGCUAUAAGAUAUUCAUCAACAUUCGAAGCAUUUAAUAUUGAACGACGCAAUAUACGAUUAAUGUUACUGUAUAAUGGGUAA